Messenger RNA from Limulus polyphemus (Atlantic horseshoe crab), 926 nucleotides. Its product is annotated as glucose-induced degradation protein 8 homolog. Gene Ontology annotation, biological process: proteasome-mediated ubiquitin-dependent protein catabolic process. The transcript is spliced from 5 exons. Bases 207 to 914 code for a protein of 235 amino acids. NCBI's taxonomy places the organism in Eukaryota, Metazoa, Arthropoda, Merostomata, Xiphosura, Limulidae. Gene Ontology annotation, molecular function: protein binding. The record is from RefSeq and is a predicted model, not a curated record. Gene Ontology annotation, cellular component: cytoplasm; nucleus.
AACAAUGUUUUGCGGCUAGUGGACACCUGUGAGAAAAAUAAAAUGGAAAAUAAAUUAUAUUUUUAUUAUACAUUUUAAGGGUUAGUUGGAACUGGAGCCCACACGGAGGGCUUGUUACUAAUGCUAAUGUUGAUUUAAAUAUCGCGAGACUCACUAAGGAUUUGGUUAAUUAAUUGAGAUUUUUCCAGAAUAACCAUAUUUAUCAAAUGGCCCAGCAAAUAAAGUCACGAGAAAAACCAGAUGACAUAACAAAAGAAGAGUGGUUGCAAAAGUUAGAAGGUCUACACAUACAACGAGCCGACAUGAAUCGUCUAAUAAUGGACUACUUAGAAACAGAGGGAUUUAAAGAAGCAGCAGAAAAAUUUCGUAUAGAAUCUGGAAUCAGCCCAGUAGUGGAUUUGGAUACCCUAGAUGAAAGAAUUAAAAUUCGUGAUGCAAUACAAAGUGGUAAAAUUCAGGAGGCUAUUGCCAUGGUGAAUAAUCUUCAUCCUGAACUUUUGGACAACAACAGAUAUCUAUUUUUCCAUUUACAGCAACAACAUCUUAUAGAGUUGAUUCGUGGAAAAAAUACGGAAGAAGCAUUAAAAUAUGCUCAAGAACAACUUGCCGAGAGAGGAGAGGAGAAUCAAGAGGUACUGAUUGAAUUAGAGAGGACGCUAGCUUUACUUGCAUUUGAUGAACCGGAGAAAUCUCCUUUUGGAGACUUAUUACAUCCUUCUCACAGGCAAAAGAUUGCUAGUGAAAUCAAUGGAGCAAUUCUUGAAAUGGAAAACAGAGCUUCCACUACACCUAAACUUGCUGACCUGCUGAAACUACUACUCUGGGGACAAGAAGAACUUGACAAGAAGAAAAUAAAGUACCCACGAAUGACUGAUCUUGCUCGUGGAGUCAUAGAAGACCCAAAGCAAUAUUGAAUUUCCCGUGAC